GUGGCUGUGUUUAGUGAACCCGGAAGACAAGGGAGGGGGCGAGGAAAAGAAGCUGCUGCACAAUAAUACGAAAAAAGGAGGGAAGUGAGGAAGGUAUGAGAGAACAGUGAGGAAGGCUCUGACAGCCCAAGCAGCAGUGACAGCAUAAGGUGGAAGUCAGUGUAAUGCAAGAUAUGUUUGCAGGUAUCUGCUACUUACGUGCGUAGUUGAAGAGGGGAAAGCUACAAGCAUCCAAAUAUGAAACGUUCAAAAACAAAAAAUGUGGCAAAGAAGACUGCUAGAAAAGACUUGAAUGUCAUUGCCGAAGAAGUGCACACAGAUGGAAAAGUAGAUCGUGUUGGUGCUCAUGUGCUAUCACCAUUGAAGAGCAAAAAUUUAAAAAUUCCAGAUUCCAAGAAUGCACUGAUGUCCCUAAGCAUAUCCAGUGUCACAAAAGCACAUGAUGAUAUUGCAAUGGAUGAUGAGGACGACAUGUCUUUUGAUCCACCCUUACACAGCACAGCAGUUUAUACUGAUGCAGAUGAGCCCCUAGAAAAAGACUUAAUUGAGGAAAGGCCUAUGGUGGAACAGUCAUUACGUUCUUCAGCGAGGAAAGGCAAAAGUCAGAGCACUACGUCAUCAAAGAGCAAAACUUCAGAAUCCUCAGAGGAUCACACAACACAGGAGAAUACAGUUAUUGAGAAAACAAAAAAGACCCUGAACAAAUCAAAGUCAUUUGUUCAAGCAGCUAAAUCUUCUCGCAGAAAAAGCAUAUCUGGAAAAGCCACAAGCAAAUUACACACCCCUGUCAAAACAAACAGAAGUAGAAGAAAAAUAGAUGAUGUCAUGACACCAAAAAAAACAUUUGAUUCUAAAAAUAGUCACCCAUCAGAAAGGAUGGAUGAAGAAGAGGAGGGAAAUGUAUCAAGAAGACCAGGUCAGGCAAAGAAACGCAGAAAGAAAAUCAGUGAAGUAUCAAAUCAGGGUGAGGUAGAAGAUAAUUCAGAAACCCCUGGUCAAACAAAGAAACAUAGAAGAAAAGACAAAAGUAUGGCUCCAAGCAAAGCAAAAUAUCAAGUGCAGACAGAUGCCGGUGAAUGUUCAGCAAGUCUGGAUGAAGAAACAAAUAGUUCACAAACCCCUGCACAAGCAAAGAAACACAGAAACAAAACCAGUAAAGGUGCAGGUUCUCCCAAAGGCAAAACCCCAGAAAGAAUACAGAAUAAAUCUUUGACACCGGAAUCGAGUGUAUCAGGCUCUAAAAAUGCUGUACCUCCAAAGGUCUGGUGUUCAGAAGAAAUGCCCAGAUCUUCCAGAGACCUGAAUGAAUUGGAUGUUGUACUUGCUGAAUUUGAAGACAUUGUUGAAGAGUACAGAGAUGCCAAUGAUUCUGCUGCCUGCAAGAAAGCAGUGGAUAUGUUUUUUAACAGUGUUAAGGAACAGAUUACAGAAACUAUAGAAGAGUCACAAAAACUGAAAAAUCUGAAGAGAAAAAAUACAAAGCUGCAACUGGAAAUUGGGAAAAAGAGGAAAGAGUUAAUUAGCAGGAGAGAGGAACUAAUUGAGAAUGAAUCAAAGCUGAAAAAAUUGCAAAAGGAAUAUGCAGAACAGGAAGAGCAGAAAUCCUGCCUAAAUAAAGCCCAGUCUUUCCUAAAUAAUCUCAGGGAGCUGCAAAACAAUUAUAUAACAUAUAAGGCCCAACACCCAGAGACAAAAGAAACUUAUGGAAAGUCAAGCCUCGCUGCUCUCCUGCAACAGUCUGAAACAAUUUUCCGAGCUGAGAGUCAUUUCCAAAAUAUUAAUGCUAAACUACAGUGUUUUGUUGACCAGCAGAAGAAAAAAGCCAAAAGCUGAAGGCAGUUUUGCAUAUUCUAUUGUAUUUUAUUGUAUACCGUUUUACAAAAAAAUAUUUUAUAAAAAGAUUUUCAAUAACUAAUGUCACUGGAAAUCAAUGUUAAGAAAUGAAACCUAUUACAUAUCAGCAUGUGUGCAUCAGAUGCGAGGGCAUGUCCCACAUCUCCUUCUAUGCAUGAUGCACGUGUCACUUUUUAUACACACAUAUAUACACUUUCAACUUUAUUUGAUAAAAUAUGCCUGAAGAAAGUACCACAGGUUGUUCUGUGAUAUUUAUAUAUACUUAUGAUAUCAUGGCCUUCUUGUGUGUCCUUUUUUCUUUCCUUUUUUUGUGUCCUUUUUUUCUUUCUUUCUGGUUUAUUAUGGGCUGAAAGUGGCUUCACACUGACCUUUAAGUUAUCUGGGUGAUUGUAUUUCCAGUCAUUAUGUAUCUUUCAAUUUGGUCCACUAGACAAAGAGACAAACAAAUGCUGCUGUUGUGUUCCUUUGGACUGACAGAUCUGAAACGAUGAACCACACAACAUUAAAGAAAAUCAUGCCAACAUUGAUUUCUGCUGCCAUGCAGUAUUAAUUCAUAUCUCAGUAAUUCGUGUAAGGCUGUUCUUUUAUGGCUAUUGCCCACCAGGUAGGUCUCUGCCUCACUGAGGGUCCCAGAGGGGUAGUGAUGCAGCUCCCAGAAGACUUUAUGGGGUGAUAAUUUCUGGUGAUGCUUUGCAGAAAAAGUUUACCAAGGCUCAGCAGGCACAGUGCUUUCUGUGGUCCCAGACUGGGUACGUUUGGCCCAGUGAUUGAAAGGAAACCAUAAUAGUCUGUCUGUGAUUGCAGGUACCAGUUCCCUACCAUAUAUCUCACCUUGUACCACUUUGAAUUGAUAGGUUAGAUAGAUAGUUAUAGAUAUACUGAAGUCCCCCUGUUUUUUAUAGUCUAUGCACCACCCACUAUGGAAAGAGGGGAAUUUAAGUUCCAGAAUCCACCACAUCACGAUGGAUUAAAGUGAGGGUUGCAUUACACUGGGGCUAGUAGGGUGGAAAACUGAACAUGAGCAGACUAUUAUAGUUUCCUUGCAACAAUCGACUUGUGUUUAAAGUAUACGUUCUCACAUUUAACUGCUGUAUUGGUUAUACUUGAAAAAAUAUGUUUGGAAUUGUGUCAGUAUUGCUUGUAUAUUUAUUCACACUUGCCAUAACCUUCUUAAAUAAUCUAAUGAUAAAGCCCAUGUUAAUGUGUCC
Xenopus tropicalis (tropical clawed frog) is the source of this 3062-nucleotide messenger RNA. It is a transcript of the gene cenpu, whose product is annotated as centromere protein U. Bases 238 to 1833 code for a protein of 531 amino acids. Gene Ontology annotation, cellular component: nucleus; chromosome, centromeric region. The transcript is spliced from 17 exons. Lineage: Eukaryota; Metazoa; Chordata; Amphibia; Anura; Pipidae. The record is from RefSeq and is a predicted model, not a curated record.